UUUCCCUUCUUUACUCCGUUAAACACGUGCGCGCGCGCGCGCGAUCGCAGUUUAAAAAACCCGUUUGUGACUCAUUUUGCCGCUCAUUACGUAAGCCUGGCCUGGGCCGGCCAAAACCAUCUCGCCAAACAAGAUCUUCGCCUGCUUUGUGUGGUAGGAGGGAAAAAAACACAAUCUCGAGUGGUGCAAAGGUGCUAACCGCAGUUGACGCUGGUUUCAAGCGCGAAACCAUGCGCGACGUCAAAAAGCACGUGUGCCGUAAGGAAAGUGUGAGCGUUCGGUGUGUGUGUGUGUGUGUGUGUGUGUGUGUGUGUGUGUGUGUGUGUGUGUGUGUGUGUGUGUGUGUGUGUGUGUGUGCGUAGGCGUAAACGGUAGCAAGCCGGGCGGACGGCGAGCAAUUGAGAAAAUUGGCUGGCGCCGGCCCUGCAGUUGGUUUAUUUCGAAAGUGGACAAAGCACGCGCAGUGCUUGUUGAUUAUUGGUGACCGAUGGUAGUAGUGCGCGCAUGGAAGUGAUAUUGAAACCUUAAAGUGGAGAGAGGCGUUUGGGUAUUUCCGAUGGUGUAGCUUUUCCAAUAUAGUUUUGUGGAUUUUCAACCAUGAAAUAAAAACAGUCCGUUAGCAGUGUUACUCAAGAUUUUCGAAAAAUGCACUUUGGAAUUUGUCAUCACACUACGGUCGAUCUGAAAGCACCCCAAUCCACCACCGCCAGCGACGAAAAGCCACCACUUCGGGAGAAAUGGGGCCGCAACAUCGAGUUCCUACUCUCCUGCGUCGCCCUGUCCGUUGGCUUCGGCAAUGUGUGGCGCUUCCCGUACACAGCGUUCAAGAACGGUGGCGGUGCAUUCGUCAUCCCGUACCUGAUUGUACUGUUCAUCAUCGGACGCCCGAUCUACUAUCUGGAGAUGGUGCUGGGUCAGUUUUCCAACCGUGGUUGCGUUAAGGUGUACGACCUAGCACCUGCCAUGCGUGGUAUCGGUGUCGGUCAAACGGUUGCCAUCUUCACCGUCAUCACCUACUAUGCGUCGGUGCUGGCCGUCACCCUGCGGUACCUGGUUGCCUCGUUCAAUCCCGAGCUGCCCUGGGCUAAGUGUGACCCAACCUGGCCGGACUGUGUCGAUUCUAGCCGGCUCGGUAGCAUUGCCCUUGGACCGAACGUAACGCAACCGAAAACCUCUGCCGAUCUGUACUUCCGCAAAACGGUAAUGCAUGCCGCUGACUCACUGGACGAUGGGUUGGGAUAUCCCGACUGGCGGCUGGCACUAUGCCUAGUCGCUUCCUGGAUUUGCAUCGUGGGCAUCCUGAUCAAAGGCAUUAAGAGCUCCGGCAAGGUGUCGUACUUCCUUGCCAUCUUCCCGUACAUCAUCAUUGCCGUCCUGCUGGUGCGCUCUCUAACGCUUGAAGGUGCCUGGACGGGCAUCAAAUACUUCUUCGAACCCCAGUGGGACAAGCUGCUCACGAUCGAAGUGUGGUACGAAGCCGUCACCCAGUGCUUCUUCUCGCUGACCAUCUGCUUCGGUGGACUGAUCGUAUAUUCGUCCUUUAACGACUUCUCCAACAACAUCUACCGCCAUGCGCUGAUCAUAACCUCACUCGACACUGUCACUUCACUGGUGGCCGGGUGCGUUGUGUUCGGUGUGAUUGGUCAUCUAGCUCACGUCACCGGUCAGUCGGACAUCUCCAAAGUCGUCCAAAGUGGCCCAGCCCUUACCUUCAUCACCUACCCGGACACGAUCGCCAAGUUUGACUUUCUGCCGCAGUUCUUCUCGGUGCUAUUCUUCUUCAUGCUGUUCCUGCUCGGCAUCGGUACGCUGAUCGGUAUCGUAACGUCCGUGAUUACCGCCAUCCACGACCAGCGGCCGGACAUUGCGCGAUGGAAGAUCGUGAUCUCGGUCGGGCUAGCAGGGUUCUGCAUUGGGUUGGUCUACAUCACACCGGGUGGUUUGAUCAUACUGGAGCUGCUGGAUUACUACGGCGCCACGCUGGUAACCAUAACGCUGGCCGUCUUCGAGCUGCUCACCUUUGCCUGGAUCUAUGGCGUGAAUCGGGUCUGCAAGGACAUUGAGUUCAUGCUCGGCAUCAAGACGGGCCUGUUUUGGCGCGUUUGCUGGGGCAUCGUGACGCCUAUCACGGUGCUGUUCAUCCUGCUCGUCAGCUUGGUCCAGUACAAGCCGCAGAAUGUCCCGCUCGGUUACAAUGCUCUCGGCUGGUGUCUGUACGCGUUUGCCGUUCUGCAGCUGCCCUGCUGGGCCGUUUACGCCAUUCUGCAGAAGCAGGGCCUGGUGUGGUGGGAUCGCUGCAAAGCCGUCCUGCGACCCAUGGCCGACUGGGGCCCGGAAGACCCUACCAAGCGGUCCGAGUACGGCACUUUCAUCGAGGAGUACAAACAGCAGUCGGUUACGAACCGCACCGGCAACCUGGUGGAGAAGGUUCGAAGAAAGCUGUUUAAGUAAUGGGCCGCGCGUAUUUGUAGAACUGUGAUUAAUUGUAACCCUAGCAUUGCGUGUGAUUGCCACUAAAUGUGUAAUAAAAAGAAUCUGUAUUUCUAUUUUUAAUAUUGAAACAUU
Molecule: messenger RNA, 2565 nt
Organism: Anopheles coluzzii
Lineage: Eukaryota; Metazoa; Arthropoda; Insecta; Diptera; Culicidae
Product: sodium-dependent nutrient amino acid transporter 1-like
Exons: 7
Coding region: 646-2451 (601 amino acids)
Biological process (GO): sodium ion transmembrane transport
Cellular component (GO): membrane
Molecular function (GO): L-amino acid transmembrane transporter activity
Source: RefSeq, a predicted model, not a curated record